Messenger RNA from Pisolithus orientalis, 1815 nucleotides. Its product is annotated as SecY subunit domain-containing protein. The transcript has 7 exons. Gene Ontology annotation, molecular function: ribosome binding; transmembrane protein transporter activity; signal sequence receptor activity. The coding region runs from base 94 to 1530 and encodes 478 amino acids. The record is from RefSeq and is a predicted model, not a curated record. Gene Ontology annotation, biological process: SRP-dependent cotranslational protein targeting to membrane, translocation; post-translational protein targeting to membrane, translocation. NCBI's taxonomy places the organism in Eukaryota, Fungi, Basidiomycota, Agaricomycetes, Boletales, Pisolithaceae. Gene Ontology annotation, cellular component: Sec61 translocon complex; membrane.
CUGUCCUAAAGUGUGAACUUACAAGUCUCUCCAAAGUCUCAUCGCUCCCUUCUUAGUACGACUCAGCCCCUCCUUGGCCAGAGUCUGGUAACAAUGAGCGGGUUCCGGUUUUUGAACCUAGUCCGACCAUUCCUUCCCUUGCUUCCUGAGGUUUCUUCACCAGACCGAAAGGUUCCUUUCAACCAAAAACUGCUAUGGACCGCAGUCACUCUCCUCAUUUUCUUAGUCUGCUCACAAGUUCCUCUCUAUGGAAUUAUGUCUUCGGACUCCUCUGACCCGCUUUACUGGAUGCGCGUCAUCCUCGCGUCGAACCGCGGUACUCUCAUGGAACUUGGUAUCAGUCCAAUCGUUACGAGUGGAAUGAUUAUGCAACUUCUUGCCGGUGCAAAUUUGAUCGAAGUGGAUUUUAGCUUGAAGGAAGACCGCGCUCUCUUUGGCGCUGCCCAAAAACUUUUUGCGCUCGUCAUAUCGCUUGGUCAGGCGACAGUUUAUGUCCUGACUGGUUUAUAUGGACAACCGAAAGAUUUGGGUGCUGGUGUCUGUCUCUUACUGGUCAUCCAGUUAGUGGUCGCCGCUCUCAUCGUCAUCCUCCUCGACGAAUUGUUGCAAAAGGGUUACGGCCUCGGGUCUGGAAUCUCCCUCUUCAUUGCUACAAACGUUUGCGAGUCAAUCAUCUGGAAGGCCUUCUCUCCUACUACAGUCAACACCGGUCGUGGUCCUGAGUUCGAGGGCGCUAUCGUCGCGCUCUUCCACCUUCUCUUCACUUGGAACGAUAAAGGACGCGCCCUUCGUGAAGCGUUCUGGCGUGAUCGCCUACCGAACGUCAUGAACCUGCUCGCAACUGCUGUCGUUUUUGCAGCUGUCAUCUACCUACAAGGCUUCCGUAUCGAGAUACCCGUGAAGAGCAACCGUUUCCGUGGUCAAAGAGGCGCUUACCCUGUCAAGCUCUUUUACACCUCAAACAUGCCGAUCAUGCUUCAAUCCGCCCUUACAUCGAACGUAUUCAUUAUUUCCCAGAUGCUUGCAACCCGCUUCCCAUCAAACUUCCUUGUUAAACUGCUUGGAGUCUGGGAGCCUUUGGAGGACUCGCCGCAGCUCCGUGCUGUUAGUGGUAUUGCUUAUUACAUAUCGCCACCUCAUACCAUCAAGGAGGCUCUCCUCGACCCUAUCCACACAUUGCUUUAUAUUGCAUUCGUGGUGACUGCUUGCGCACUCUUCUCCAAGACUUGGAUCGAGGUCUCCGGAAGUGGUCCCAGGGAAGUUGCCAAGCAGCUCAAGGAUCAACAGAUGGUUAUGGCUGGUCACCGUGAAGGUUCCAUGUAUAAGGAACUCAAGCGUGUUAUCCCGACUGCUGCUGCUUUUGGUGGUGCUAUCCUUGGCUUGCUUUCUGUCGCAGCGGAUCUUAUGGGUGCCAUUGGUAGUGGAACCGGGAUUCUCAUGGCCGUAACGAUUAUCUACAGCUAUUGGGAGAUAGGUAUGCGGGAAUCAGUCGGACCCGAGGUGGCCGGUGUACUCGGAGACCUUAUUUAAAAGCAUGCUUACCUAUUCACGCUUCGACUGCAAGUCGGAGGGAAUAACAACGGUUCCACACGACGCUUGUAUGGAUAUCCCUGCGCAGGGGGGUCAGAGUAAUACCUCAUGAUGAUGGAGGCUGGUACAGUGUAGAGACGCCACUAUUGGAAAGAAAGACUCGAUUAAUUUAUGACGGUUUCGCCCUUCCUGCGCCUGGCUUGAUUAGCAUGACUCCUCUUCUUGGAUCGCUCUGAUGCAUGUUUCGAAAGUGGCCGUGUUUUUUGCAAUAUUGUGGGUUUGCCG